AUGAGGAAAAAGCAGAAUGUGAAAAACAGGAAGGCAGAAGAGACGACAGUUGUCCAAGAGUUUGCAGUGGACAAAAUCAUUCGCAGAAGAGUCCAUGAGGGAAAAGUUGAGUACUAUCUGAAGUGGAAGGGCUUCACAGAUGCCGAGAAUACCUGGGAGCCAGAGGACAACAUGGACUGUCCUGAACUGAUAGAGGAGUUUCUCAGAAAUCUAGCAGUGUCAGGAGAAACAGAGCAAGAGGGCUGUCAGUCUCUAGACCAUGAUGUCCAGCCCAAGCUGGAGUUAUCUGAGCUUGAUGCUGAUACGGCUCACCAGCAAUCUCAGGAGGAACUCAUAGAAAGGAGUAAUGAGGAGGGUGGUAAUCACAGUUUGGAGAUCCCUGCAGGCCAGUCCAGCCACCCAGAACCAGACUGCAUCAUCGGAUCCACAGACCGGCAGGGAGAGCUCAUGUUCCUCAUCAAGUGGAAAAACUCUGAUGAGGUGGCUUUACUGUCAGCAAGAGAGGCCAGUCAAAAGUGGCCCCAGAUGGUAAUCAACUUUUACGAGGACAAGCUGACCUGGCACGGAGAAGAGGAGCAGUGAGAGAAAUAUGUAGCAGUGGAUAAUACUGUACCUCCGGGCAGCUUUCAAAACACAAUCACUGUGGCAAAAGUUUACUGUUUGAUUUAUCAUGUAUUCAGAGUGUGUGAAUCCACACUCCAAUGUGAAGCUCUUCCUAGCACACUAAACCUUUAGAAAUGUGACUUAAGUAUUAGAGUUCUACUGUAGCACUAUUGGUGUAAUGAAAAUGUCAUUAUGCAUAAGUUGCAGUUCCUGAUCUGUUGUUUUGAACAUUUGGUUUGUUGCUUGAUGUUCAUUGUUCUGUCCUCUUUGUUACUAUAAUGUAAACUGUGACAUAGGAGAUGACAUUAAGUGGUGCAGUACUUGCGCAAUAGGAUUUGUUUUAAUGUGUAUAUGUACUAUCCGUACUAUUAACCCCCUGGUUUCGCACCUAUUGAAUUUAUACUGUGAUGGAUCGUGUAAUCUGUGAUGUCACAACGUAGCUCAUGCAGGUAUAAAUCAGUAGAUUUGCACAAAACAGAUUCUAGAAUGUAGCCCAUACAAUCACAUUUCGUGUACAUUGUGACUCAUUCUUUGUUUUUCGGUUUUUGUCUGUUCAUAGUAGUUGUGUGAAUAGGCCUUUGAGGUUUUGUUUUGAAGACUUCUGUUUUGCAGUUUCACUCUUCGGGUUUCUGGUUCACUGUUAAGAUAAUUGUUAACAUGUAAUCUCGAGUGAGAAAUCUGUAGGUGCUUUGAAUAAACAUGAAAUUGCCUCAGA
Messenger RNA from Xyrauchen texanus (razorback sucker), 1318 nucleotides. It is a transcript of the gene cbx3b, whose product is annotated as chromobox homolog 3b. Gene Ontology annotation, cellular component: pericentric heterochromatin; nucleus. Gene Ontology annotation, molecular function: chromatin binding. The coding region runs from base 1 to 582 and encodes 193 amino acids. The record is from RefSeq and is a predicted model, not a curated record. The transcript has 4 exons. NCBI's taxonomy places the organism in Eukaryota, Metazoa, Chordata, Actinopteri, Cypriniformes, Catostomidae. Gene Ontology annotation, biological process: chromatin organization; negative regulation of transcription by RNA polymerase II.